AUGGGCAAGAAUACCACAGUGAUCCCUGACGCCUGGGAGGACGAUUGGGAGGCUCAGGCGGACAAGAUGGCCAAUGAACCUGAACAGCCCACACAGCCAAUGCCUCUGUCCAAAGCAGAGCGCCUGGCGCAGCAUGCUGAGCAGAAUCGCAAGUUGUGGGAAUCUGCCGACGCACCACAAACUUUCCACUAUGUCGAAGCUGGUUCAAACUCGGGGGUUCCUCUUACGACUCCGUUCAAACCACAAGUCAAAGUGCUUAGCCGAAAGCCCAUCAUCGCUAAGCGCGAUGCUACAGCAGGGAUGUCUGGCCUCUCAUUAGAUGACGAUAAUGAAACAAAGAAGGAGGUGCCGAUGAGUCCAGAAGAAGUGCGAGCAAAGCAGAAGCGAGACAGAGAAGAAAAGCAACGUCGAUACGAAGAAGCCAGGGCCAAGAUCUUCGGAGAAUCGAACCCAUCUUCAGGAGCCUCAUCACCUGGCACAGUUACCCCGCCAAAGGUAGAUGGAUACGCUGGUCGUGGCCGUGGCCGAGGAAGGGGCGGAUACAGGAACAACGACACACGACAGUUCGAUAACCGUCAACCUGAAAAUCGUACAUUUGAUGCUCCACGAAGAAUGCAGAACAUGUCAGGCUCAGGGCGUGAACUCUUCGACCCUAACUACAGCCCAAAGCCCGAACAGCCUGCUCAAAGACGACAGCCAGAUUAUUCAUCCCCUGGCAGGAGUGUAACUCCUCGGGAUGAGCAGCAACAGCAAUUGCAACCACAGGCACCAAUUCGAUCACCAAAGGGACCAGACGGAAGUGGUCGUGGAGGGUUCGGCUUUGCUCAACGAGGCGGCAGGGGCAGUUGA
Molecule: messenger RNA, 849 nt
Organism: Fusarium redolens
Lineage: Eukaryota; Fungi; Ascomycota; Sordariomycetes; Hypocreales; Nectriaceae
Exons: 2
Coding region: 1-849 (282 amino acids)
Source: RefSeq, a predicted model, not a curated record